GAGAGGAGAGAGGAGAGGAGAGGAGGAGAGGGAAAGAGCGAGAACGAUAGACGAAUGAGUAUUUAUGAUUGCGAGUAUCGCAGGAUGGAUGGACAGACACUUAGAAAAUGAAGAAACUCGUUGUUUGAAACUAUUUGCUAGAGGGAGAAUAAAAACGGAAUCUUCAGAUGCGCAUCAAGUAGGGAUCUACGCCAGAUGAAGAAUUAACGUAUUUUCCAAUGUAAACUCAACAUUUCCGAAUGAGAACGGUUCGUAGGCGAUACACGCUGUUAAUGUGAAUGGACUCAGUGUCUCUUUCCUUUUGUUAGCGCUGUUUUCAUCAAAUUAGCGCAGCUCAUACUCCGCUGCACCCCCCUUGUCGGACGGCCAGCGGACAGCUAAGGACCCGGGUUCUAUCUAGAAGAGAGACCGCUCUCCUGUGGUCGAAAGCCGGACCUCUCACCUCUCAUUCCCCGCUCUAGGAGAGUAUCUCCUCGGUAUGAAAGCACCAUAAACAGCUAUUUUGUAGGGAACCCGUCUGGCAGGGAAGCAACAACAAAUCCCCGUUUUCAGACUGUGAUUUUGGGGGACGCGGGCUCGCGUUAGGGGGGAGGGGGACCUCGCGUAUCACAAUGGAAUUAGAGUUUGAGAACACGUCCCCAGUGCGUUAAGGAACGCAGCCUUAUUCCGUUACACUACUGUAUUUUUACCCUCUCAACUGAAGUCUUUUUUUCUUAUUUUUUAAACCACCAAAUCCGGGAUGCCGCAUUUCGUGGGUUGAAGGUGCCGAACGCGAGGAAAAGAAGGAGAGAGAGAGAAGAGAGGGAAGGACGGAGGAGAAAGAGAGAUUCGGAGAGCAUGGCUCUUGCAACGUUGUCUCUCUGUGUGCUAACUCUCACCUGGGCAAACUUGUACCAGGUGUGUGCCAACAGGCACGCGGUGCAUUGGAACAGCUCCAAUAUACAUCUGCGUAGGGAGGGCUACACGGUGCAGGUGAAUGUGAACGACUACCUGGACAUCUACUGUCCCCACUACAAUGACAGCCAGCGCGUGGUGGGCACCGGGGAGCAGUACAUCCUCUACAUGGUCAGCUACCGUGGUUACAGGACCUGUGACCCCCAGCUGGGCUUCAAGAGGUGGGAGUGUAACCGCCCACACGCACCAAUCAAAUUCUCAGAGAAGUUCCAGCGCUACAGCGCCUUCUCCCUGGGCUACGAGUUCCACGUGGGUCAGGAGUAUUACUACAUCUCUACACCCACUCAUCACCACGGUCGCAGCUGUCUCAGACUGAGAGUUUAUGUCUGCUGCUCCACAGUGUCUGAUGUUAAUGUAGAACCAGGACAUCCAGAAACAGACUACACACUCAGACCAGACAUCAAAAUCCAGGACAUCGAUUAUUUUAACCCUGAGAUUCCUAAACUGGAGAAGAGUGUCAGUGGAAGCAGCCCAUCCAGGGAUCGCCUACUCAUCACCAUAGCGACGCUCCUUCUCGCUGCCAUCACCAUCUCCUAGCAACGGCCAUCCCAUCAGUAUCACCAUGCCAACCAGCCAUGGGAGGGCUUGGGCAGGAGGGGUGAAGGAUGAGGAGGACUGAGGAUUUGGGGGAAAGGGGACAGGAGAUUAAGGGAACAUGGAAAAUAGGGAGUUAGAAGACCUUCUGAAUGACAUUGGUUGACAAGGUUUGUGAGUGUGUGUGUGUGUGUGUGUGUGUGUGUGUGUGUGUGUGUGUGUGUGUGUGUGUGUGUGUGUGUGUGUGUGUGUGUGUGAGCGGACUGGUGUUGUUGUGUGAAGUGAAGGAGUGAAGUUGGAAGGCUUCUUUGUGUGUGGUGUGUGUGCAUGUGUGUGUGUGUGCAUGCGUGUGUGUCUGUGCAUGCGUGCGCGUGUGUGUGUGCGUGCAUGUGUGUAUGCGUGCGCGUGUGUGCGUGUGUGCAUGUAUG
Oncorhynchus mykiss (rainbow trout) is the source of this 1916-nucleotide messenger RNA. The record is from RefSeq and is a predicted model, not a curated record. Lineage: Eukaryota; Metazoa; Chordata; Actinopteri; Salmoniformes; Salmonidae.